UAAUAUCCCCUCUCUCUUCACCUCUGGCAUUUGUAUCCUUUUCCCAUUUUUUUCUUGUUCCAUUAUAAAAGAAAAGUCCUAAACAUUUUGAUUCUAUCAUCUUUAAAUCUCAACCAGGGAUUGUUUUUAUUAUAAGUAACUUAUCAAAUGUUUGGCUUUUUGGGUUUUUAAAGCAGGCAAAAGGGACCUAUUUUUUUCUCGUCACAGCAAAAAAAGGCGAAUCGUCUUCGAGAUUGUAAUCAGAAAAAGAAGGGCAAAGAUUGAAUGAAAACCUUGGUCAUUUCAUGUGGGGAAAAAUGUGGAGCUAUGGUUAUCUUUUGAGCAGGGUCUCAUUGUGAUUCAUUCAUAAUGAAUGGAAUUUAGGAAGAAGAGGUUUUCUAUUGUCCAUUAGGAUAAGCUGAGAGGAAGGGGGAGUUUCAAUUACUGGAUAAGAUGGAGGGACAAGCAGUACAGCCGGACACCACCUUAAAGAGGAUGACGAAACAAUUGACAGGGAAACGAGACGAUACUGCAUUGCACUCUGCAGCUCGUGCAGGAAAUAUUGUUGCCAUAAGGGAAAUCAUCAAUGGCACGAGAGAGGAAGCCUUGACAGAGCUGUUGUCGAAACAAAAUUCAGCUGGAGAAACUGCCUUGUACGUCGCUGCUGAAUACGGUUACUUUGAAUUGGUGAGGGAAAUGAUCGAGUUCUAUGACCUCGCGGCAGCUGGAAUCAAAGCGAGGAAUGGCUUUGACGCACUUCACAUUGCUGCCAAACAAGGGGAUUUGAAAGUGGUGAAGGCAUUGAUGGAAGCACAUCCGGAGCUGUCCAUGACCGUUGAUGUUGCCAACACCACGGCUUUGCAUUCCGCGGGGACUCAAGGCCACAUAGACGUCGUGAAUUAUCUCUUGGAAUCUGAAACCAGCAUUGCUACCAUAGCUAAAAGUAAUGGGAAAACAGUCUUGCAUUCUGCUGCAAGAAAUGGACAUUCACAAGUUCUUAGAGCCCUCUUGAGUAAGGAGCCCGGGAUUGCAACUCGAACAGAUAAAAAGGGGCAGACCGCGCUUCACAUGGCCGCGAAAGGACAAAAUCUCGAGGUUGUAGAGGGACUUGUUAAAGCAGAUCCGAUGUCAAUUAACAUGGUUGACAACAAGGGAAACACCGCAUUGCACAUAGCCACCCGGAAAGGGAGAUCACAAAUUGUGAAGAUGCUGCUGGGACAGAGCGAAACCGAUACAAAAGCUGUUAACCGGUCUAAUGAAACUGCCGUUGACACUGCAGAGAAAAUGGGGAAUGCCGAUAUUGCCGCCAUCCUGAAGGAACACGGUGUUCAGAGCGCCAAGACGAUAAAGCCACAGACAAGUCCAGCUCGAGAGCUGAAGCAAACUGUGAGCGAUAUAAAGCACGAAGUUCACUAUCAACUAGAACACACGCGUCAAACUAGAAAACGCGUGCAAGGUAUAGCCAAACGCCUCAACAAAAUGCAUACCGAGGGGCUCAACAAUGCCAUCAACUCGACUACGGUUGUGGCUGUACUCAUUGCGACCGUAGCAUUUGCAGCUAUAUUCACUGUUCCCGGCCAAUAUGUCGAUGACCCUAAUAAUAUUCCUCCGGGUCUUUCCCUUGGGGAAGCAAAUAUCGCUCCAAAACUAUCGUUUCAGAUUUUCUUUAUCUUCGACUCAGUUGCCCUGUUCAUUUCUCUAGCGGUAGUCGUGGUGCAGACCUCAGUUGUAGUAAUAGAAAGCAAGGCGAAGAAGCAGAUGAUGGCAAUUAUAAACAAGUUGAUGUGGUUGGCUUGUGUGCUUAUUUCGGUCGCAUUCUUGGCAUUGUCUUUUGUCGUCGUUGGAAAGCACGACCAGUGGCUCGCAAUUGGAGUGACGAUUAUAGGAACCAUAAUAAUGGCAACAACUAUAGGCACAAUGUGUUACUGGGUGAUUAUGCAUCGGAUAGAGUCGUCGAAUAAGAAGAGCUUACGGAAGAACUCUACGCAGGCCAGCAGAGACCCCUGUUCGCCGAAAUCUUUACUUUCAGACUGGGANACAUUUACGCAAUUUGAAAGCUUUUCUUGAGCAUAUCCAAAAAUCAAUGGCAGCUAUAUAUCUCUCCUCAAGUUAGGUUACACACUAAACUUUUAUGUCCUUUUUAUGCCGAAUUACCAUCUUGAUGGAUAUCAUUUGGCAUUAGGACAACGAAAUUACUUGUAAUAUAGGACUUUUUCGCAAGUCUCUACGUAUGGCAACUGAGGAGUUAUCGACCUGUUA
Messenger RNA from Olea europaea var. sylvestris, 2238 nucleotides. Its product is annotated as ankyrin repeat-containing protein At5g02620-like. The transcript is spliced from 5 exons. The record is from RefSeq and is a predicted model, not a curated record. Lineage: Eukaryota; Viridiplantae; Streptophyta; Magnoliopsida; Lamiales; Oleaceae. Bases 433 to 2046 code for a protein of 537 amino acids. Gene Ontology annotation, cellular component: plasma membrane. Gene Ontology annotation, molecular function: protein phosphatase regulator activity; protein phosphatase 1 binding.